AAAAUGGGUUUGCUUCGUCGUUGGAAGCAGCAGUUUGGGUUAAAUUACCAAGCGGUUAACAUCUGUAGAGGAAAGGAUAUGAAGUCGGUUAUUAUUCUUCUGGCCUUGGUGGCCUUCUGCCAGGCAGCUCCCCUGGAUACCAAAGAGUCGUCUACUCCUGAAACCUCCACUGUGGGCGUGGGUCCCAUCAGUCCCGAUGUGAUCAGUGAGCCCAAGCCCACCGAGGGCAAGGUCGUUCUGCUGAGGGAUAGCCCUUUGAAUCGCCAGAAGCGCGAUGAGCAUAAGAAGCCUGACAGUGUGAAGGCUCGUGAAGGAUUGCAGCACAAUCCCCAUCGCCAGCCGGUGGAACCGCCAAAGCCCCAUAGUGUGCAGGCAGCUCCCGUCAAGCCCGAUAGUGUGAAGGCUCACGAAGGACACAAUCCUCACAAGCGGGAAGCUCACCACGAGCCGGGUCAUGAGGAACAGCCUCAGAAAGAGGAGUUGCCAGUGGCCCAAACCUUGCCAACCGCCGCUCCUGCCGUUGAGCUGGCCAAGAAGGAGAAGCGUGAAACCGAGGAGAAGCCCGAUAGCGUAAAGACCAAGGAUUCCCUGGCUCAUAUUGAGCAUCCAGCUACCUUGCAGGCAGACAGCGUUAAGCCCCCCACAGAAGAGCAUCCUGCUGAGAAGAAGGCCAAGCGAGAGGCUCACCAUGAGGAGGGACACCAGGAGCAGCCUCAGAAGGAGGAUUUGCCAGUGCCCCAUGCUCUGCCAGCCGCUGCACCCGCCGUUGAUCUGGCCAAGAAGCAGGAGAAGCGUGAGACCCAGGAGAAGCCCGACAGUGAUCAUGCCAAGGAAGCCAAGGUUGGAACUGCUGACGUUCACGACGUUGUGAAAGCUCUUUCGGGUCUGCAUCCCGUCUCGGACUUGACCAAGAAGCAGGAGAAGCGCGAUAUCCCGGUGCCCACUCAGACGAAGGCCACCGCCGAGCCGGCAGGCACCACCAAGUCAGAGGGCGGCAGCACCACGCCCUCAGCUCCCCACUUCAAGCGCCCGGUGCCAGUGGAUGUGCUCUUGCACCAGAAGCACGACGAAAAGUCCACUUCCAGCUCCGAAGAAAGCAAGGAGAGCAAGGAGAAAGUCAAGGCCUAAACUUUAAAAGUCGUUAAUUGGACCAUCACGAGAUUUUUAGUCAUCGAAAAUGAACGAAAAAAAUAAAUAAACAAUAAUAUUUACACACUUA
Messenger RNA from Drosophila kikkawai, 1219 nucleotides. Its product is annotated as fibrous sheath CABYR-binding protein. The record is from RefSeq and is a predicted model, not a curated record. NCBI's taxonomy places the organism in Eukaryota, Metazoa, Arthropoda, Insecta, Diptera, Drosophilidae.